AGGAGUUCCCCUUGUCAGAGCAGAAGCCCUCAGCUCCGCAUUCCGCCGGAGCGCACAGACACACGCCGGCCGCAGCGCAGUCCCGGGCCCCGCACACAACAAGUCCAACCCAGCCCGAGUGGAGACCGAGGAGGAAAAGUUGCUCCGCGGUGUCUUCGGCUGGUCCCGCGCUCUGCUGGUGCUGCUGGACACUUGUCUCUGGUGGUGGAAUGGUUUCCGCUUCCUCUGAGAUCCGUGUGUACUGCGAGAGAAGAAGCUUCAUGUCCGCUCUUUGAGGUUCGAGCCUUAAUUCAUUCCCACUGUGUAACGUCGGCCUGGCGCAGCAUGGUGAUCAUGACGGAGAAGAGCCGGGGGACUCAGUCCAGCUCUGCCCAGGGAAGACCGCUGCAGGUCGGCUUCUACGAGAUUAUCCGCACAUUGGGAAAAGGCAACUUUGCAGUGGUGAAACUGGCCAGACAUAAAGUCACCAAAACCCAGGUGGCCAUAAAGAUCAUUGAUAAGACCAGGCUGAAUCCCUCCAACCUGGAGAAGAUUUACAGAGAAGUGCAGAUCAUGAAGCUGCUGAACCACCCCCAUAUCAUCAAGCUGUACCAGGUCAUGGAGACCAAAGACAUGCUGUACAUCGUGACGGAGUACGCAAACAACGGAGAGAUGUUCGACCACCUGACCACAAAUGGCCGGAUGAGUGAGGUUGAGGCACGAAAUAAGUUUUGGCAGAUUCUCACCGCGGUGGACUACUGCCAUCGACACCACAUUGUCCACCGCGACCUAAAAACCGAGAACCUGUUGCUGGACGCCAACAUGAAUAUAAAACUGGCUGACUUUGGAUUCGGAAACUUCUACAACGCAGGGGAGCCUCUGUCUACAUGGUGUGGCAGCCCGCCUUACGCCGCCCCUGAGGUGUUUGAAGGAAAAGAGUAUGAGGGGCCUCACCUCGACAUUUGGAGCCUCGGUGUGGUACUUUACGUUCUCGUGUGCGGCUCUCUUCCGUUCGACGGACCCAGCCUUCCUGCGCUCAGACAGAGAGUCACAGAGGGACGAUUCAGAAUCCCCUUCUUCAUGUCCGAAGACUGUGAGAACCUCAUCCGUAAGAUGCUGGUGGUGGACCCAGCCAAGAGAAUCAGCAUGGCCCAGAUCAAGCAGCACCGCUGGAUGAUGGCGGACCCAACGGCCGCCCAGAAGACCCUCAGCCACUCGCUCACCGAGUACAACUCGAACCUGGGCGACUACAGUGAACCCGUGCUGGGCAUCAUGAACACACUGGGCAUCGACCGCCAGAGGACUAUUGAGUCUCUGCAGAGCAGCAGCUACAAUCACUUCUCGGCUAUCUACUAUCUGCUGCUGGAGAGAGUGAGAGAGCAUCGCACCCAGCAGCUCAGCCGCCAGUGUGGAACCUGGAGCCAGAGACCCAGGAGCACCUCAGACUCCACUGGCCCAGAGGUCAUAAUGGAGUCCACUGACAGCUUUAGGACCACAGCGUUUUCAAUUCCAGCCAAAAAUACUCCCCCUGUGUACCCGGAGAUGGAGUGUGAUCAAGGGGGAUUGUUCCAGCGUGUGGUGUUUCCAGUGGAGGCCAGCUUUAACAGAUUGCUCUGGAAUCGCUCCAUUUCACCCAACAGCCUGCUGGAGACGAGCAUCAGCGAGGAGGUGCGACCCCGAGACCUGGAGGAGGAGGAGGCAUCGCAAGCUCUUGGGCCCCUGCUCCCUCCCACCACCACCUACCGCCGACACACUCUGGCUGAGGUGUCGGCCCGUUUCCAUCAGUGCAGCCCUCCAUGUAUUGUAGUGAGUCCCUCUGAUGGAGCCUCCUCUGAUAGCUGUCUGAAGUCCUCAUCCAGUCCCACCCGUACUUUACAGGCUGCUAUGGGUGAGAUGUCAGCGCAUCCAGCCUCUUGGGCUGAAGGUGGAGCUCUGCUGCCAGCAGGAGCUCCUCUGAGCCUCUCCUCCCACCUCCUCCCCCCUGCCCAGGGCAGCCUGCCCUCCGCCAGCUUCCAGGAGGGUCGCCGGGCCUCCGACACCUCUCUUACACAAGGCCUCAAAGCUUUCCGCCAGCAGCUGAGGAAAAACACACGUACCAAAGGGCUUCUGGGAUUAAAUAAGAUCAAGGGUCUGACGAGGCAGGUGGUUCCUCCCCUCUCCUUUAACCGCGGCAGCCGAGGUUCAAUGGGUCCCGCCCUCUCUGAGCACCGCAGCAUGCUGGAGGAGGUGCUGCACCAACAAAGGAUGCUGCAGAUCCAACAUCAGCCGCAGCCUCAGGUCCAAGCACCCCAGACUGGACAUACCCAGAAUCCCUUGCUCUUUCUGGCGCAGCAGCAGUCGCCCUCUCCUCCGCCAACAACAGUGUUUGCUCCCUCCUCCAUGUUUUACACCCCCACCACCUCCACCCUGCCUACUCAACCACCUUCAGUGGCUGCACAGCAAAGCCCCUGGCAGCAAACCCUCGAGACUUCCUCCAGCGUCUGCUCCUCAUCCUCCUCGUCCUGCUACUCAUCCUCGCUGUCCCCCGUGGCCUCCGCUGCUUACCUCCUCGAGGCUCGCCUGCACAUCAGCCAGCAACCCAACCCCCAUCCCCACUCCAGCCUCCAGCAGCAGCCCCAGUCUGCAACGCUAGGCAUCUCCCCCAUCCUGUCCAAGCCGGUGGUGUGGAGCCUGGGUGGGGCCUCCGGCACAGAUCCCGACAAACAGGAGUUGGCACUAGCCGGGCAGCAGCAGCUCAGUAGCUGUGUGAUGGUGAAGUAGAACUUCCGCCAUGUUCGAGACCAACAAUUGCUCUCCCUGUGGAGACAGCAAAAAUGACUUGAUUUUGAGCCCAGAAGAAGAAGACAAAGAAGAAGAAGAGAUAAAAGAACAAGAGGAAGGAAGGAAAGGAGAAAGAACAAAUGCAACCGAAAAACGUACACUUUAUUUUCCAUCACGGGCUACACAUCCUGUACACAUGUGUGUAUGUUGUGUUUAUGCUUUUGAUAUCAUAUAAGCUAAAGACAAGCAAUAACCAAACUCUGGAUGAGUUGUUCAAUCUGUAUCAGGCAGUCAGAGAAGCAAUAAUAGACUGAAAGACUCUCAUCCUGCCUCCUGACGGACUCACUUGAAUGAAGUGAGAGCUGACGUUAGCCGAUGUGUUAUGUCUCACAUAUGUGGAUGCUGUCUAAGUCUACUUUUUCAUUUUCUGAAAAAAGAAAGGCCCCAUCUUCCUCAUUCUUUUUUUUUGUGUUAUUUCCUGUUGUCAAUGUUUUUUCACUUGACUGGACAGAAGACCAAAAUUCUCUCUUUCAUUUUUGUUUUUCAUUUCUCCCACAAUGUUGGCCUUUCUAAAGACACAUCCCUCUGUAGCAGUGCAAUGACCAUGCAUGAUUGUGUCCUAAGCUUACAUACAUUCACUUGUGGGGUCAAUUUAGGUUUGUAUUGAAACUGUGAUUUCCUUUUUUUUUCUGUGCAGGAUUAUUAUAGCUACGCAAAUGCUGCUUUUACCUCAAGCUGCAAAAAGACUGCUGCGUCCUCAUCAGCCAAAACUAAAGGAGGAGGUAGUGUAGCUGAUUGAGCAAAGCACAAUAGGUACAUCAGUCAGCUCGAUAGCACCUUAUGCACAGUAUGUGGAUACUCUGAUCCGUAUUCCCCUCAUUCGAUAAUCACUUCUUGUUAGAUGCUUUUUACUACCUCCUCAGGCAAGAAUUUGGAAACAGAAGAAAAACUUUAAACAACACGUCGAUCCCAGAAUACUAGAGGAAUGACAUUUUCCAUGUGGACAAGGCAAAGACUGUGGGAACAGUGCAAUAUUUCACAUUGAAAUACACAGGGAAGGCAGGACCCUACAUAGGAUGGUCAAAAUGUAAAUGCCUGAGGCUUGUUUGAUUCUCAACUCGUCUGUUUGACCUUGCUGUGCUUGCUCGCUGACUACAAACGGUACGAGCUACGUUACUGAUUAACUUGACACUGUAGAAAUGGAGAGGACGAGACUGGAAGGCAUUUCAAAAGGCUGAUUCUGCACGCAGCAUUCUUGGGUGUGUUUUUUUUGUUUUUUUUUUAACCAAAGAGUGAACAGCACAAGAGCUGGGUGAUCGCUCACAGAUACACUACUGACUUUUCACUUUGAGUGCUGUCUCGAAAUGUAGCACGGUGGGUCGCUCGCAUUUCCACAUGUUCUCCUGAGCUUUUGCUGUGAGAAAGAAACCUCCCGUCGCCACCAAACCUUAACGCUACACAUGUGAAUAUCUCCAGCUGUUACUGUCAGGACCAUGGUGGUAUUUGUUUUUUUGUACUUUUCUAGAUAAGCAGAGUGAAAACAUAGCAAUACCAUGUUGUGCUGUAAGUGAAACUUUCUUCAGUUCUCCAUAAGUGGCUAAAAAUUGGUACAAAUGAUGUUUGUGUGCAGAUGAUGUGUUAGAAAGCUGCAGGAGACGUUUAGCAAGUUCUCUCAUUUCUGUGAAACAUCUUGUAGAGGAGAAGUGUUUUUCCAAACCACGCUCUUUGUUGGAAACAUGCAGUAUUGAUAUUUAUACCCGACAUUUUUUUUUUUAUUUGAUUGCACUCGUUAACAACAAACGUGCCUUUCUCUGAACAAACCCACAAUCAGAGGUGUCCGUCUCUGAUCACUACACUGAAGAAAUUCAAAUGAUGCCUCCGUUAUUGGCCGUUCACUCAGAAGCCCCUUUUGACAGCUUCUUCCACCUUUUGAACUCGCUGUGUAAACAGAAGCAAGAAUUGCACUUUAUUCAUAUUUCUUAUUGCCGAUUUGUUUUUUCUCAUGAUGAAGAAAACAUUUAACAACUAUUGAAACACUAAGACUCGAUGCAAAUCUUAAAUUACCCUUUUGAUAAACUUUGGAUAAUAAGAAGUAUUUCAUUUUUUUUUUUUUCUUUGUCAUUCUUUUGUUAUUUGUUACUUGACUGUGUGAGCAUGUGCAUGUCUGUGUGUGUGUGUGGGUGUGUGUUUGUCUGUGUGUGCAUGUGUGGUUGUAUGGAGGGUAGGAAGAGAAACGAAAGGACAGAGAAUGCUAGUUUGAGAAAGAUUGUUUAUUUAUGUGGCUAUUUAUUUAAAUAAACUUCACUUCCUAAA
Messenger RNA from Platichthys flesus (European flounder), 5052 nucleotides. It is a transcript of the gene sik1, whose product is annotated as salt-inducible kinase 1. Lineage: Eukaryota; Metazoa; Chordata; Actinopteri; Pleuronectiformes; Pleuronectidae. The transcript is spliced from 14 exons. The record is from RefSeq and is a predicted model, not a curated record. Gene Ontology annotation, cellular component: cytoplasm. Gene Ontology annotation, molecular function: tau-protein kinase activity; protein serine/threonine kinase activity; ATP binding. Gene Ontology annotation, biological process: intracellular signal transduction; microtubule cytoskeleton organization; protein phosphorylation. Bases 325 to 2739 code for a protein of 804 amino acids.